AGUUCUCGCGAGAUCCUGGCUCGCGAACUCGUGGCCGCCCCCUGCUCUACAGCCUCCGGCUGCGCUGCAGCGUCAGCCUCACUUGGCCUCCGCGGCGGCCCUCCCCUCACCCGACCCGCCCUCCGCCGCCCGCCCGGCCUAGGCCUCAGCCCCGGGCUCGCGUCGAGUCGCCCCCUAUGGGACCCGGCUGAGGCGCCACCGCCGGCUGCAGAGCCCCGAUGCUGGCCCGGAGGAAGCCGGUGUUGCCGGCACUCACCAUCAACCCCGCCAUCGCCGAGGGCCCGUCCCCCACCAGCGAGGGCGCCUCAGAGGCGAACCUGGUAGACCUGCAGAAGAAGCUGGAGGAGCUGGACCUGGAUGAGCAGCAGAGGAAGCGGCUAGAGGCCUUCCUCACUCAGAAGGCCAAGGUUGGUGAACUCAAGGACGAUGACUUCGAGAGAAUUUCUGAGCUGGGUGCGGGCAAUGGCGGCGUGGUCACCAAGGCCCAGCACAAGCCGUCGGGCCUCAUCAUGGCCAGAAAGCUGAUCCACCUGGAGAUCAAGCCAGCCAUCCGAAACCAGAUCAUCCGAGAGCUGCAGGUGCUGCACGAGUGCAACUCGCCUUACAUUGUGGGCUUCUAUGGAGCUUUCUAUAGUGAUGGCGAGAUCAGCAUCUGCAUGGAGCACAUGGAUGGUGGCUCACUGGACCAGGUGCUGAAGGAGGCGAAGCGCAUCCCUGAGGACAUUCUGGGGAAGGUCAGCAUCGCGGUGCUCCGGGGCCUGGCGUACCUCCGUGAGAAACAUCAGAUCAUGCACCGAGAUGUCAAGCCAUCUAACAUCCUGGUGAACUCAAGAGGCGAGAUUAAACUCUGUGACUUUGGCGUGAGUGGCCAGCUCAUUGACUCCAUGGCCAACUCAUUCGUGGGGACAAGGUCCUACAUGUCCCCAGAGCGUCUUCAGGGCACACACUACUCAGUGCAGUCGGAUAUCUGGAGCAUGGGGCUGUCACUGGUGGAGCUGGCCAUUGGCAGGUAUCCCAUCCCCCCACCUGACGCCAAGGAGCUGGAGGCCAGUUUUGGCCGGCCUGUGCUGGACGGGGCAGAUGGAGAGCCACACAGUGUCUCCCCACGGCCUAGGCCCCCUGGACGCCCCAUCAGUGGUCAUGGGAUGGAUAGCCGGCCAGCCAUGGCCAUCUUCGAACUGCUGGACUACAUUGUGAAUGAGCCGCCUCCUAAGCUGCCCAGCGGUAUGUUCAGCUCGGAUUUCCAGGAGUUUGUGAAUAAAUGCCUCAUUAAGAACCCAGCAGAGCGUGCUGAUCUGAAAAUGCUAAUGAAUCACACGUUCAUCAAACGCUCCGAGGUGCAGGAAGUGGACUUUGCAGGCUGGCUGUGCCGAACCCUGCGACUGAACCAGCCCAGCACGCCCACGCGCACUGCCGUGUGACAGCCAGCACCCAGGAGCCUCAGAGUCUGAGUCCUCUGCCCUGUCUUAUGUUGUAGGCACUGUUGGCAUGGUGGCCGCCUCUGGGGAUGGUGACGCUGUGUGUGGUGGUGGGGGACCUACUUCCAUAGGUUCAAAAAACCCAACUAAAUAGGGAGAGAAA
Messenger RNA from Nannospalax galili (Upper Galilee mountains blind mole rat), 1581 nucleotides. It is a transcript of the gene Map2k2, whose product is annotated as mitogen-activated protein kinase kinase 2. Lineage: Eukaryota; Metazoa; Chordata; Mammalia; Rodentia; Spalacidae. The transcript is spliced from 11 exons. Bases 219 to 1421 code for a protein of 400 amino acids. Gene Ontology annotation, biological process: protein phosphorylation. The record is from RefSeq and is a predicted model, not a curated record. Gene Ontology annotation, molecular function: ATP binding; protein kinase activity.